UCUCGAAAACAUCGAACGAGUGUUCAGUCUCAAAACAACACUUCCCGAGGCGGACGCAAAAACUGCGACCUGCCCGUCCGAAAGGCGUCUUUAGAUUCGCAUCUUAGUAGCAGCAAGCAAGCAGGCAAACAACCCCCAAUUUAGCAAGCAGAAGCACAUCUCGGGGCCACACAUCGGAACAGUCUGCCACUGUUCCGAAACACGAGUAGCUCGCGGUAGUGCGGUUUCAGUGAGCCAGUGCGCCAGUUGCAUCGUCCCCGGCACCGAACGGAACGGCAAUCAUAUUUUUGCAAAACAUUUUCUACACACGCAGAUUCGCGUCCUUGCUGCAAGGUUCCGUUCCCGUUAAACUUCCGCCAAGUUCCAAGCGCGUGCGAUAAAGCACGAUUAUGCACGAUGCGUGGAAUCUGUGAUGUGCUCUCAAUAUGUUGGUGACAAACUUCGCAUCCGAACAGCUUUGCAACGCCAUGCGCCAAGGAGUGAAAAUGUGUUGCGGGAUUUGUGCGAUGAAGAGAUAGUGCAUCGAUGUCCGAAAAGGGAUUGCGUGUGUACUGUCAGUGACGAAAAAACUGGUGGCGCAAAAAGGGACAGUGUGUGAGAAUCAACGUAAUUUUUCAAACAAGAAACGAACGUACUGUGUGGUUCAAUGCAUUGCAAGUGAUCAAAAGAAGAAGAAAAGCAGUUUCAGUUAUUUGUUUGUGUGUAUAUGUGUAUGUGUGUGUAUGUGCAUUUGUUCCUGUGUCAUUGCGUGGAGUAAAGCGCUACAAAAAAUAUUAAUAACAAACCAAAACAACAAUCGUGCACACAGUAAAAUUUUAACAAAUUGACGCCUUGCGAGUGAGUUUAAACACAGAUGCAUAAAAAAUGAAAACAACGCAACUCCGGUGCCCGAGUGUAUGUAACGCGUCCAGAGCAAAAGAUUAGUGCGUAGCCGGUAAAGCCGACCCGCUCGACACAGCUCUCCCGAUCCACGCGAGGAGCAGAGCAAAUUGCAAAAGAAACGAAAGUGUACAAAAAAAGGGUGAAGAAAGCAGGAAAAGUGCCAGUGUUUUGUGCGUUUUGUGUGCGUGUGUGUGUGUGUUGUAUAUCCCACUAUCCAUCCCUCCGAUGGGUCACGGGCUGCGUGAAAUGUGCGAAAGUAAAGGCUAGCAAGUACAUCGCCGUCUUCUUAGUAGUGUGCAUUAGCGCGUUUUGAAGUACAAAACGUGCGUAGCCAAUUCAUUAUUUUUGCAUUAAUUUUGAUUGUUGGUUUGUUUGCUUGGAGGAGUUUUCUAUCUAAAAGAAGCUAUAGAAAGAGUUCAGUAAAGGGUGAGCGGAAGGAAAUCCGCUCGGUUCCUUCCCCCACAGUGUAGGGAAGUGUGUGGUGCCGUGGUUUUUCAAUUCUCCGCGGGGGCAGCAGUGAUGAUACCCCAACACAAUCAGGUGAUCAACGCGUUGUCACAGCACGGCAGCGAGAUGGAUACGGUGGUGGUGCAACAGCAACAGCAGCAGCAGCUGCAGCAGCAGCAGCAGCAGUACGGCAACAACGCCUCGCCGCCCGUGUUCGGCUCCCAGAUGGUGGAUAAGAACUCCAGCACGCCCUACACCGAUGCAACGCAGACGAAAAAACACAGCCCCGGACACAUCAAGCGGCCGAUGAAUCCGUUCAUGGUGUGGAGCCAGAUCGAGCGGCGCAAGAUUUGCGAGGUGACGCCGGACAUGCACAACGCGGUCAUCUCCAAGAACCUGGGCCAGCGCUGGAAGCAGCUGAGCCCGGAGGAGCGCCAACCGUUCAUCGAGGAGGCGGAGCGCUUGCGCAAGCUGCACACGCAGGAGUACCCCAACUACAAGUACCGUCCAAAGAAGAAGCAGAUCAAGGGUAGUGGUAGUGGUGGCGCAGGUCCGGCAAGCUCCCCCAAGAACGGUUCGUCGUCUUCGUCCUCCUCCUCCUCCUCCACUGGUGCUGGUUCGCCCGCCCUGUCCACGUCCUCCUCGACCGGUUCGCCCGACUCGGUGUCGUCCCGGGACAGCUGCGGUUCGUCCAGUAGUUCCUCCUCGUCGUCCUCGUCGUCGUCCGCCAAGUCACCGUCUGCGCCGGCCGGCAAGCGUAGCCGGACCGCGAGCGGGAAGGUGUCCAAGGGGGGCGCUAGCGGUGGCUCGCUCAAGGGCAAGAAGCAGCUCAUCCUCGACGAGCUGGGCCAGCCGACGAUGGCGGCGGUCGCGACGGCCGCCACCAUGCCGCCCCUAGCGGCGCAGCCCGACUGUUACUCGCUGGCCGCGACCAAGCUGCUGCCGAACUCACCGGAGAGUGCCACGCUGUACGACGAGCGGUCGCUGAUCUCGCCCGAGCCCACGUUUGGCUCGUUCACGGAAGGCACGCCCCUGUUCAUCCGCACGCCCGACCACAGCGUGUUCGCGGUGGACGAAAGCAGCCACUUUGAGCACGAGGCCAAGGGCUUCCGGUACGCGCACGGCGCUACGCCCGAUCUCACCGGGGGAGACAGUGUGGGGAGCCCGCUGGGCCACACCAACCACACCACCUGUUCGACCGCCUCCGCCACCAAUACCACCUCCAGCAGUCCGGCGACCACGGUCACGGUGCAUCACGGUGCGCACGUGCCGUCCUGCAACAGUCCCCUUCCGCAACAGCACCACAAUCAACACCAGCAACACAAUCAGCAGCAACACAACAACAACAACAACAGUCUUCAGAUCAACAACAAUCACCUCCAGCAGCAAACGACGCCGUCCGCCAAGUCCGUCUACGCCGACAGCGACGGUGACUGCAUAAAGACGGAGAAGUACUACGAUGACGAUGAGUGUCAGAGUGACCACUUUGGCAGCAUGCUGGAUCUGGAGCCCGGUGUGUGUUUCAGCGACAUUGAGCCCUUCAACGGGCAUUUCACGCUGGCUGAGCCGCAGCACCAGCAGCACCAACAGCAGCAGCAGCACCCACAGCAGCAACAGCAGCAGCAGCAGCAGCAGCAGCAGCAGCAGCAGCCACAACAGCAGCAGCAAUCACAACAGUCACACCACCUCAACCAGCAACAGCAGCAGCGGGGCGCACUAGCGAGCUUUAACGAAAUCACCAACGGACAGCAGUGCCACCAGCCAUUGCAGCAGCAGUUGCUGCAACCGUUCCAGUACUCCGAGGCAAACCAGCCCCUGAUUGCCAACAGCCUUCACCAGCAGCAGCAGCACCAGCAACAGCAGCAGCAGCAGCAACAGCACCAGCAGUUCCAGCAGCAUCUGCGCCAGUACACGUGCCAGCAGCUAGCGGUGGAGAAUAUGGGCAGCUUGUCGCUGAUAGCCGAGACGUCCAUUGUGCCCAACUGUCAACCGUCGCCGUCGGUCGACGGGUUCGGUACGCUCGUGGCACUCGACAGCCACAUCAUCGACAGCAUGAGCCAGUCGGACGAUCAGAACCUGCUGGACGGUAUUCUGGACGUGUGCGCCGCCCAGAUGGACUACACGUUCGAGGGCAUGGAAACGGCCUCCUCGUCCAGCGGCUCCCAUCUAGAGUUCAUCGCCGAGGGCAACAGUAUUUUCCUGUCCGAGCAAAACCUCAGCUUCAACGUGUAAAAGCAGGUGAACUGGUGAGCGAAAUAUCCCCCCAAAAAACAAAGAACCUUUCCUCACUACUCAUACACACAUCUAUACAAAUCAAAACUUUUCCCCCACACGCCAACAAACAUACACAUAAAUAUAUAAACCAACACACGGGUGCAUAGUAGAGAAAGGGAUUUGAGCCUUCGUAGUCUUGGAAUUUAUUAUCCACAAAGAAGGGGAAAAGUAAAAACAGAUGCAAAGUAAGCACUUUGUUAUCGUUUAUCACAACAAACAAAAUGAGAAAGAGAGAAAAAGAGAGAAGAGGAAAAAGAGACAGAGAGAGAGAGAGUAAGGUAAAAGAGCAGACAAAGAAAAAAGGAAGCGUAAGAAGGGAAAAAAUAAGUGCUUUAUCAGAUGAGGUGCAUGAUUGUAAAGAAAGUGCGUGAGUGCGAGAGAGCAAGUGAGAAAGAGUGCGUGAGUGUGUGUGAGUUUGUGUGUGUAAGCGUACAGUAACAGAAUGAUCUAGAACCCUAAGGAAAACUUAAAAUAUAGCCAGAAAAUGCGCGUUAGUGCGCGUGUUUGUCAAGUAUGCAAUAUAACAAAACCAUAAAGCAAAACAACACUAAGUAAGAAAACAAGCAAAGAGUUCAGAAAAUUGAAUAGAGAAAGAAAGAAAGUAUCCGAUGGAUGAAAAUCGCAAAAGAUACAAAAGAUGCAAAAUGGAAAUAAAACGAAACCGUAAACAAAACACACAAACCGAGCGACUCAGAGCUUACAGAAAAAUAGGAAAAGAAAACCACAUACAAACACAGAGACACUCACAGAAAGAAAAGUGAUCGGAGAACGUUUGGCAUUAAGAGAGUACGAUGCAUAGCUGGUUGAAGAAAAAAGAAGGAUGCUAAAAUAAGUGGUGAGUUUGUGGAUGAGGUGCGGGCGUGCUUUUCAAAUGGUAACUCUGGGCAGCAAUCUUGCGCUUGUGUUCCUGUUUGCGAUCAAAUUAUUCGAUAUGGAGUGCCGAUUUUGAGCGGAACAAAUUCCACGCAGCCGAUGGCGAAGUGGGGCAUCAAUGUGGAUCGGUACGGGUUUGGAAAAGGGAUGGAAUUUUGGGGUUCGCAGCGUCGCGUACAGUUUUGUAAUUAAAAAUAGCUCACGUACUUGCUGGUAGCCGAACUGAAGAAAAAAGUGGCGUUGUGAUUAAAAUUGUACUACUGAAAUUGUACUGGAAUAUUGGACGGGAGCGGGCGGACAAUUUGGCUGUCUUAUCCUCCGAGUUUCCGAAUGGAAUCCAAAUGAUUGGAAUCGCUGUCCAAGGUGUUCUAAUAGAGUGAGAUUUAUUUGUAAAUAGCUCAUCGUUAGGAUCGCUGUGUGUAUGUUUUAUUGCCGGUUUGGACCUCACGCCACGGGUUUGGAAAAUUCCAUUCCACAGCAAUUGAAAAAUAUAAACUGGUUUACGGUUGAGCAGCGUGUAGCGAAGAUGCAUCCUGCCGGUCCGGUAUGGAAUUUAGCAAAAAUGACUAUUGUGAUGGAGCAAACAACUUCCCCACAGUACUUACUCGCUCCUUCUGGGGGGAACCUACAGUCAGGGAACUGCACAGCAUUCCCUGAUAAAGGUGGAACAAUUUGAUUAAUGUAAUACCCAGCUUCCAGUACCGGAAGGCGCAGCCACGAGGCUGGUGUAAAAGAGGUGUUUUAUUAAAUUUCUUUCACGCUCCUGCAAACAAGCAGCGUACCGUGAAGCAUCGGCUAAUGGAAAAAAAACACGCGGCAUGCCUGCCUGCUAUCCUUCCUGGCCCGAUAGUGGCUGGCUGGCUGGCUGGGCUAAGCAGCAAUACGGGUACAUUAUCCUAUUUUCGUCCAAUUUCAACAAUUUCUUUCCAGCUUACGGUGAAAGAAGCGGUUUGCGGAAGGCGAAGAAGGAGGUUGGAUAAAAAUUUCAGAUUCCACUGCGAAUCGCUUGAAUCGGUUUUACCCCAGCCGUUUGUUAGUUCGCCAGUCCCGUGCUCUUCGACCCAGUUUCUCCCGGUUCGCCAUAUAGCCCUUUCACGGAAUAAUCGAAAUUCAGCCACCAAAACGCACCAAAUCAGGAUAUGCACGGAACCCCCCCGAGGCACUUUCGGACGAACGGAGAUAUUGAAAAACUGCCCGAAGGAUCGGCGGGCAUUGGGUUUAUUAUUCCUCUGUGCCCUGAGAGCCAGUGGGUCCUGGUUAUAUGGGUUUUUUGCCUUUCAUUUUGGGUUUGGCACACAAAAAAGAAAAUGUUACUCUACAUUGGUUUUUAUUCGGUUUGUAUGUGUGUGUGUGUGUGUGCGCGUACACAAACCCAGAGCCAAUUUCCAGAUGGCAGCGCGACUGCUUGGAAGGAAAUUGUGUUCCCACUUGCCUUCCGAUCCUUCCCAAUCGCUCAUCUCAUCGGCAAUGUGUUUUGCAGCUUUUUCCUGGGAGCCCAUUUUUUCUUUCUUUCUUCGCUGGUCGCUUAUGUUGGCUGCUUGCGUCCCAUGGAACGGUUUUUCGUUCUACUUCCAAUCGUGAUACUUCCUUUUCCACCCAAGGGCGCUGUCGAAGCGCUUUACACUUCACCAAUCACGAUCAUUUGGGGGGAAACGACCUGCAAACAGGGAUGAUUGAGCAUUACGAGCAAUUUCGUCGACAUCGGGGUGGAAAUCGAACCGGUCAGCUGGUGUGUGUUUUUCUCGCCUUCGGGAUAAGCGUAAGUUUGAUUAUGGCUCUUGAUGUCGACAGGCAAGAUGCAAACUUCAUUUUGUUGAUGUGCGCCAGGAAGGACCGGGAGACUUCCACACACCACGACGGAUGUUCAGUAUGAUCGACUAAGGAAGCCCACUGUCGAAUGUUUAAAGUCAUGCUUGACCGGCCUUUGAAUGGUCCAAUUAUUGACUUGCUGUUGUGAAAAUAGUCAAGAAAACGAUUUAUCAGAAGUUGAGUAUUUUGUAUCGCAGGAACAUUCAGCGAAUACAGAGCAUCUAAAGCAUUCACACUGUAGUACACGUUAGCCACGUAACGAAGCCACCCGUGCAUCCUUGAACCAUUUUCGUUAGCCAGCUUUUAUGUACAGAGCAGGAGGUAGAAGUAUAAGAUUUUUCCUCAUUUCUAAGAACUAGCUGUUGAUGUUAUACAUUAUGUUAAAGCACUGUACAUUGAAUAAUGUUGGUUUAGAGUUAUAUAUUCUUGGUCGCAACUUUUUGUUCGUGCUGUGUUCUAAAUGGGUCAUUAUUUCUUUCAAAAAUGUGAGAUCCUUCUGUCAGGGUUGAAUACAUUCAGGUAGAGUUUAAUAAGUAAGGAUUACUUUGGAACGUUAAUGCUAACCAUAUUCUUUACCAUCAAUAUUCUACGUUAGGACUGCUAUCUUACUCUCUAUAAGACGGUGCAUACUUUGAAUGCAUUACAACUUACUCUCCAUCACAAACACACACACUUUCUACGUUUUAAAGUCGUCUUCAACACAGUCACAAUAGUGACUUCAUUUGAGGAUAAAUUAGAUACGUUGAAGACAGAUAAACAACACAACCUUCCACAAACACACACACACAAACACGAAAACAGUCAUUUGAACUAUUAUUAACACGAACGUUGAGCGGACGAGUGCGAACGAGAGAGACCGUGGUAAACUUGUAGAUAUGAAAAUAAAGAAAAUAAGCUGAAUAUGUGAUUAAAAGUAAUGGAUUAAGGCACACAGGCAUAGGCCAGCAGUGCACUUGCGUUGUGCAAUGUGCGGGCAAGUAGUGCGAACGAGCGGGUGGUUGAGCGACGGACGGUUGAAAUGGUUUAGCUAUAAUGUUUGUGUAAAGUUUGCGCGUAAGCGCGUAGUGCGGUAAACGAUUAGUGUGUAAGUGCGCAAAGUAACCAAAAUUUGGCGACACAAAGACGCAAAACCUAGGAGAUAAGCCCACCCAGAGGAGAGGAAUAACCAAUACAAUAGAAUAGAAGAACAAACAAGUAGGAGAAACUACAUUUCGUGUAGCAAGUGUGCCAAAAACACCACUUGCAAAAGUCCUAUUGGUUAUUAAUCAGCCGGUUAAGGUAAGACUAUUCACAUGCCCACACACUGUAGCCCUAUGCAAGAGGAGAGCUAGUACAUGGAACAGGCAAGCGCUCCCCUUAUUGUUCGUUUCUCGUUUGAUUGGUGGUCGGUGAAUUCGCUGGCUGGAACAAUUACAACUAGUUUUACUAAUGUUACCCUUCUGAAGGCGCCAUUUCGUCCGCGGGGACACUUUGCAGACGAUCGAGCGAAAGUGUGAGCGAAAUUCAGGCACGUACACAUGAACACACACACACAUACACAAACAAAAAAUCACAGACAUAUAAGCGUUACAAAUCAAAUGUUUCUUUUCGUUGUUAGAUAAGGUAUUACUACUAAUUAUAGUUACUAUUACGCUGGUACUAUUAUAACUCUAUGAUAAUCAAUGCAGCCAUGUUUGCAAUGAAGAAUGAAGCAUCAAUCAAAUACCUAAAGCAUUGUUUUUUAUUUUAUUUUAUUUAUCUGUGUUUUUGUUUUGUUUGUUUCUUGUUCGUCACAAUUUUUCCGCCGAUUGAAUUGGAAGAAAAAGUAAUAUUGGUUUUUUGAAGUUCGCUCGAUUUAAGGUUUGAGUUUUCAGAGUCGUUGUCCGGUUGUUUUUGUUCUCUCUUUUCUCGUUUGUUUGGUAUGUUUCAGGACUGUUUUUUUUUCUGUUCAGCACCCGAGAUCGACUGUUUUCGUGGUUAUUUUAGAGAAGCGGAGGUAAUGGCAAGUUUUAUAAAUAUUUACUGCACUAUGAGCAGCAUUUACAAAAAAACUAAGUGGUAAAAAUAACUUUUUCAAUGUUUAUUUAUAGUUCAAUUUUUUAUACUUUUUUUCUAAAAAUUUAGUUUGUUACUACUAUUUCGGAAUAACUUUGCAUUCAAUUUAUGACAGCGAAAUAAGAGUUUCUAUCACUCCAUUUGUAGUGUUAUCAUAAACAGGAUUCACAACAUACAUAUGUCUGAAGAAAAGAAACAGACGAAUCGGCGAACAAUAAUAUCUACAUGUAUUGAGAAAACGUUCAUAACUUCAGCUAGUAAAAGCGACAGCUAAAAAAGGACUGUAAUCAAUUGCAAUCCUCAAAGUCAGGGGUCUUCAAACUUGUGUGUUUACUCACAAUUCUAACGAAUGAACGUUCAAUUCUUUCUCUGAUGAAAAAUGCAAUCUGAAAAUAUCAAAUUUCUAAGGCUUUCGGCUUUCAGUAUUGAAAAUUUUAGUUUCUUGUUGAAAUCUGCAAAGAAAAUUUCUAAAAUUACAGAUUAUUUAUUUCAUUUAAAUAAAACAGUCUUCGAUUCAAAGGCUUUCAAGAGCCGUUUUAGGCCCCUGUUGAAGACGCCUGAUCAAGCAAUAUUUCCCGAAGCAACAGUUAAACAUAGAAAAAAGCAGCAAACAUUUUACAAAGCAGAAACAACUGGGCACAGGUUUUCACUCUCAUCGCCAUUUCGUUCACACACAAAAAAAAAACAUCCAUGGCAUUUCAAACAACGAACAAUGUUAAAGGGUAUAGAAUCUUUUUCAUAGCCUUGCUGGAUUCUUUCGCUGGAUCGGUUCGAAACGGUCCCAGUCGUUUGAACGAUUGGCGGGCGUUUUCCAUACCCGGUAAAAACAAUGGGCACACACUUCUAAAACAAGUAAAAGACGAAACAAAACUAUAAACGAAAUAAAACAAAACAAAAACACACAAGAGCAUCUACAGCAAGGUUCAAAUCAAACGCAAACGCAAAACAAAACGGUUUUACUUAUAGUAGUAAACAGGAAGCGUACAUGUGGGUGAGAAAAAAAGCAAAUGAAACAAAUUACAAAACUCAGGAAAAAUUAUUGCAAAAAUAGCAAAACUUUAUGGUAAUAAAAUUGACAGCAACUACCGCAACACGAAGUAGGGGAACGGAACAAACGAAUGCUAAUAGUUUAGGUUCCCAUUUUUAACCUCAGCAAGCCCCUAUUACACAAACGGAGCGCAAAGUGACCGUGUCGAUACACACGGCAGUGUUGAGAAUGUGCGAACGAAAGGAGUGGAGAAAAAAAACGUCACAAGGGUAGUUGGUCGUCCUACGGUCACUUUGCCAGUACAUAGCAAUUCAACUACGAAAUAGCAGUGAAGCAGCUCAAGCAAACAACAACAACCACUACUACUACAACAACUACUAUUAAAACCACAGUUCACUAACAAACAAAAGCGCAAGUGAUAAACCGAAACCAAAUGGUCCUUUUUUGCAGGAUGUAUGUGAAACGUAGUGUAACACUUAAACUAAACGCAACGCAACGUGAUCCCAAACAGAAACCUCUCUCGGAAUAAUCCUGGUGCGGCCGAAAUGGCACGGGCGCGGUAGCAAAACAGUUCUUCAUUCCUGGGUGUUAAAAUAAACUAAUCGCAUACAACCAACCCAACAGGGCACGAAUGUAUCAUUCGGAUCCGGGCAAACUAAAACUAGAAGAAUAACAAAACACUUUUCAAAACCAUAGCGCCGUUGGUAGGAGUCGAUCGGGAUGAGACGGUGUUCGCUCCAUUCUGCACAUACAUUUCAGUACACACAAAUGCAAACAUAAUUACACAAUCAUCAGAGGGAAAAUUAAGAGAAAAAUUCUACACUUUAUCCGUGAACAAAUCACAUCACGCAACGGAAAGAAUGUCAAAAAGAAAGGAUGUGAUUCUCAAUCAUGGAGUUGUUUUUUUAUCGGUUGUGAAGUGUCCGAAGCACAUUCGGAACAAUAGUUCCAUCAAAAUAAUGUAAAGCAAUCUGGUUUGCCGAAUGUUCGAAGCAAAAUUCAACCCAAGCCGAGAUUUCAUUCACAAGAUGCAAUUGAACGAUUUCGGUUUUUGUGACUUUGUCUCAGGGAGCAUCCUGCAGCAAAGCGUCGAAUGGAGCUAAAUUUUAAAUCAAUCACACAACACAUUCUCAACAAAGUGGAGGGGCGUUUUUUUCCUUUUUCUUUGUUUUUCAUACAACUAUUCUCUUAAAGGAUACUGGACAUAUAACAAGUAAAAACAAAAAUCAAGUAGUGACAGAGCAGCAAAAAAUCAAUCGUGUUAGUGUCGGUGUUAGUAGUGUUUUCUUGGCUAUAACAUAACGUAACGCAACGCUAGGUUUAUCGAACCUUUGCACAAGGUGGCAUAGUAGGGAAGGUUAAUACAACAAAACAAGGCUUAAAGUUUACAGAUGUAUAUGUGCUAUUUCUUACAAUUACGGGAAAAGUAAGGAGAGGAACCAUGAAGCAAAGCAAAGGCGUACAGAGACUGUACGCAUAAUGAACACGCGUACGCCUCUAAUUCGUGACGAUCCCCGAUCUCCCAUUCUGGUCCAGAUCAUCCAGCGUUUGAUGUGCAACGAUGACUGCAAGACUGAAUACUCCCAAAACAGCAACUAGCAACGAGAUGGAUUGGAUUUUUAUCAGUGCUUUUUUCCCCCGGGUGUCUAACAAUUUAUUUUUCUCACUCGCUGAAGUAAAUGAUUUUCUUAUGUUCAACUGAUAAUCUUUAGCUUUGGCGAUAAACAUCAGUUUUUUCUCAGCAACCCGGUAUCAUAUUAAUUUGGAAGAAUGUUGCAAUAAUGGAUACUCUUAUUGCGUUUGGUGGUUUGCUUUAAAUCAGUGAAGUAUUUUUUUGUUCUUGAGUUUCUUAAAUUCAAAUGAUCUCAUUUCACUACUACAGGUAAUCGCACCGCAGUCAACUCUUGAACUGACAAUCUCAAAUUGUUUUUUUUUUUAAAUCCUCGAUCGAUUCAUUAACCUACAGCAAUGAACAAUUAAUGACGUCUAGAGCAAAGACAUAGCUUUGAAGUUUAUGUGAGCGAGAACAAUUGAAGUAAAAAUAAUUAAAAGGGAGGAAUCUAGAAAAAAGAACAGUCAAGUUGUUUUGUGUGUUAAACGUGUGCUUAACGAGGAAUGCAACGGACAAGAAUAUGAUCGUUAUUAGAGCACAAGCAAACCCCAUUUGCCGAUUGGGACAAACAUUUGUAGCAUAGGGAAUUAGCAACACGCCAAACCGAGCGAGGUUUGACGGCAAACAAAUGAAUAAAAUAUUCAGGUAUCUAAACAGGCUGUGAAAUAGUCUAUUUGUUUAUUAUAGGUUUUAUUGAUCAUGUUUGAAGUCAGGAGUGUGUUUGUAUACGUGUUUGUAUUUUAGUAUAAGUUUCUUUCGUUUCUUUUUUCGUACAUUGUUUAAGGCUCCGUUCGACUGAAAGACAUUUACUGUCUUCGUCCCUUUCUUUCGAAUUUUUGGGUACAGAAACGUAGGAGGAUGAGGUUUGGUUUAUUUUAAAAAAUAUAAAAUGUUUAAAAAACAAUUUGAUGCUUAACGUUUUCAAUAACAACAAAACAAAAAAACUGUAAUCAAAACCAGACCAGUCUAACAAAACGAAAGCAAGAUUUUAGAACAAACAGAAACAAAAACAAAGAGAUAAAUUUAAUUAAGGACAUUUUAAGCAAAACAAUCUACAAUCUGAGCAGAUAGAUUAAAAAAGAACAAAGCAACAAAACCAAUCACGAAAUAACAACACAAAACUGCCAACCGAACAAACCACGUAAAACGAUGCAUUUGAUUUUAAUUUAAAAUCAUAGUUUUGGCCAACCCUUUUGUAUAACACAUUCAUGUGCUGAGGUUGGUUUAUAAAAUGUUCUGUUCCAGAAUAUGAAUUAAAUCUAAAACAAAAUCACAUAAUUUCAUGACUGAAUCAAACAUAAAGCUCUUUGUGCUUUGUCUGUGAAGUUUUAGAAAUAUAAUCAAACCAUUUUUAAGCGUGUGACAUUCUUGAUUUUUUAAUAUCACUCACAGUAUACCUAAUAUCAGAGCAUUGAAUUGAAUCAAACAAAACGGGGGCAAUAACUAGAGGCAAAAAAAAUUUAACCAACAGAUGGCAGCGUUUUCAAGCGUUUCGUUUAUAAUUGAAAUUACAUUGUUUUUGAAGAUUUUGUUAGAGUGUCAUCGUUAUCGAAUGCGAUGGAACUGGAAGAUGUAGUGAACUUGAAAUUACAAGCAACAUACUUAGCAGCAGAAGGCACAGGAAACAGAAGUGGCAAAGGGCAAGCAAACUAUUAUGGUUGAUAACGCAUAACAUAAUCGUAAACAUCGCUUUCAAUGUGUAGUGAACCGUUUCUUUCAUAUUAAGACUAACAGAAUAAUCUAGCAUAUGCGCAUAAGUUAUACACUAUACAAAAUGUUGAAUUGAGUGAUAUGGAAUAUAUUAUUAUUAGACGACACAAAACACUCAACAUUGUGGAUGUGUGUAUGUGUGAGCUGAAGUUAAUCAAUUCACCACACACGAUGUAUCCUCCUGGUUCUUUCUGUGCAUUGCCGGGACGUAGGAACAGUUCGAUAGUUCAGAACACGUUCCGCAUACAACUUGUAUCGAAAAGAUCGAGUGGUGGAAUGGAAAACAGUUAUUGGGAAGAGGAGUUUUUAAAAUACCAUACUAAAUGAAAAGGAAGCAAGAUAAACAUCACAUACUAUAUUAAUCGAAACGAAACAAAAACAAAUCAUUAAAUGUCUAUUUAUAUAUUUACAAAACCACAAACAAAUCAGAAAACAAAACAAACAAAACAAUUAAAACCGUAGUGCAAGAUUGUGUAAAAGAAAGAUAACACUAAAGCAGUAAACUAAAACAACCAACCAGGAGCAAGUACACUAGAAUAUAAUAAUAAAUAUUGAUAUUAUUAUAUUACUAAUAAAACGAUAAUGAUUAUUACUAACCUUCAAGCAACAGCCAAGUAGAGUUUGAUGGUGAUCGUUUCAAGUAUGUUGCAGUAAAGGUCGGCAAGACAUUGGAGGGAACUAUUCGACUGCAUCGACAUGACGAAUGAGAUAAGUAAAGAGCAUUCACUUAGAAGCACUGGAAAUAUCAUUGGAUAACUUUGCCAAGCAGCUUAAAAAUGGUUAAUAAUUCAUUUUGAACAAGAUAAUAAUCAUAGUACGAAGCCAUCAUUCAACGGGAGGAAAAACCAAACGGCAAACUUAAUCACAAAACAAAACAAAAAAACUGAGAGUGAAUAUUUACAGCUAAACUAAUUGAAACAAAUACAAACAUCAAAGUGACUGAGCAACUCAUAUAAAAUGUGUGUCUGUCCGUCAGUUUGCUCGAAGUUGUUCUAAUGGAGCUUUUGAAUGUGGAACGCAAACUGGCAGUGCAAGAGAUCGUUUUGCCCGAGCCAAACGAGACGGUGUGUCUUAACAGUGAAGAAAUUCAGGUUGCAUCGAAAACACAGGCUCGAGCAACCUCAGAGCGAUGCCUCGUAUAGGGACGUAUGUAGAGUUGCAAGUGGCAAGUUGCAAUGGUAGAAGCAGGAAGUUUCGCCCCCUCCCCGUGGAAAUGCAAGGCGCUGGGGGUAUGGGGAGGGUGCGUAUGUUUGUACAUUUUGUAGCUAAAGAUACUGAGCAUUGGAACCGAACUGUUGUUAAUCCCUUUUGCUCGGGCGUUGUUUGUUCUUUUUUGUCGUGGUUCGAGGGGCAGUGCUGAUGGGAGAAAUUAUUGGCAGUUGGCAAUGGAAACGUUGUUUCCGUUCAAACGGCAUCGCAAUACGACGGGGUUUUGGAAUAGGAAGUUGUUUGAACCGGGUGCUAAAAAUUAGGUCCAAAAGAAAAAAAAAACAAAACGAUAAAUUUACACAAGCAAACCAGAAACGGCAACUGAUCAUAGAAACCAAACAGAAACGAAGCAGAAAACGAACACUAUUGUCCACUCGGGACAUGCACAAACAAAUUUACCAGAGCCAGAGCGUAGACCUAAUAGGGUGGAAAGGUUUUCUAGGCAAUCCGAUUGUUCGUGUGGGGAUACUGAUCCAGCAAAACUUAUGAAAAAUACCAAAAACAAAAACAAAAAUACACGUAUUCGCAAACAAACUAGAAGGAGCAUUCAAUUGUUCGGCGGAAGAACGAUUUUGGCAGACAUGCAUAUUGUGGAUGGCAAACGAAAUGAAAGCAGACAGCGAAAAGAAUGAUUUGACGGAUAGCGAACACAGAAAUGCACAGAAAGUAGGUAUUGUCGAUGACGGUUUCAUAAAGAAAAGGAAUGGUUUUUAAAAACUAGUCGACAGUUCGUCUAGAAAUUGGUGUGCUAGUACGUAAAGGAAUCGGACGGCAUUAAUUCACGUAACUCUAGCAAAGUGAAUUGGCAAAAGUUAAAGCAAUGAGUUUCAGUGCAACACAUAGGAAUAUUUAACCCCAUAAUAUUGCCACUGCUCUUGUGAAUCGGCCGCAGCAGCUUGCGGAGGGUGCUACUUUACAACACAACCGAAACAACACGAUUUGUUUUGUUUUUGAUUGCUUCGAUUUGGAAUAUUGGAUAAAUGACAAUGGAGCUUUGUGCGUGGGUAACGUUUAACAUUUGAACUUAUUGCCAAUACUGCGUCGUUUGCCAGGGUACUUAAAAACAUAAACCUAAACCUUCCACUACCAUACUGAAAUCAAUAAAAUGAAGCAAUGAGAGUUGGAGAAUAAUAAAGAAAACUAUAACCAUCUACACAAACUGUAACCGGGGGCCCACAGUACACAAAUAUAGUAUCAAAACACAUACACUUUUUAAAUGAGUAAGCAAGGAAAUAGUGCAGAAUUGUGAAUAUUGUGUAAAAAAUAGAUGAGAUAAAUGCGACAUUCAAGGAGCAGGCAGGAGUGGUAACAGUAGUAUUAUCGGUAGAGACAAAAUUGAAGCAAAAAAGAUGAAGAAAACAUCGAGAGAAAAAAACGACAUCACACAACAACCGAUAAACAAUACGCAAACAAUGUAGAAACACACAAACAUAACGGUAGCAUAAACAGCAAACAAAACAUACAAACCUACAAAAUAGAUUGAGCUAGAAGUGGUAAGGUGAAGUGUGAAUAUGAACGGUCACAGUUGUGACUACAUUCAAGUUAAUUACGUGUGUACGAGCAAGGACAAUUAUUGUGUAACAAACAACAAAGAGGGGAGAUGUAAAACACAGCCUGUUUUAAUGGUUAUCCUCUGGGUUCAUCAAGGAUCAGGCAGAAGAAAAUACAAAAAAACAUGGUUUAAUCCAAAUGUAGAGGAAGAAGAAUGGAAGAAAAAAAACACACACAUACACAAAAAUGAACGAAAAGUUUACCAAAAUGUGAAUUGUAUAAGUUGCUAACCGUCUAAAGCUGUUUGUUUUGUAUCUUAGGUUAUGUACGUUUAAGUGUAAAUACAAAUAAACCAGGUUUUAAACAGUGAAA
Molecule: messenger RNA, 15701 nt
Organism: Anopheles arabiensis
Lineage: Eukaryota; Metazoa; Arthropoda; Insecta; Diptera; Culicidae
Product: myb-like protein Q
Exons: 4
Coding region: 1402-3561 (719 amino acids)
Biological process (GO): anatomical structure morphogenesis; cell differentiation; positive regulation of transcription by RNA polymerase II
Molecular function (GO): DNA-binding transcription factor activity, RNA polymerase II-specific; RNA polymerase II cis-regulatory region sequence-specific DNA binding
Source: RefSeq, a predicted model, not a curated record